CCAAGACAGCAUCUGCUCCAACCACAGCCCUGUUACCCUCACUGACACCACCUUCCGCCACGCGGCCUCUCGUCCACUUCAGCACCCAUCGGGUGACGCUUAUAUUUUAUUGUUGUUUCUCUUUUGCUUUUCCCUCCCUUCUCCCCAACUCCCGCCCUCUUCUCUUCUCUCACUCUGAUCCAGUCCCUCAUCGCCGCCAAUUCCUCUCCGGCCAUCUCCUCAUCGGAUCCUCCUCCAUUCAGGCCAUGACUGCUUUCACUCCCCGCCAUCGAUCCGACUGGUUCGUCCUCGCCGCCAGCUCCGAGUAGAUCUUGCGUCGCCGGAGUUUCGCUUAUUCAUUUCCUUUCCGGCGGUUCUUCCGAGAUAAGAUAUGGAAGAUCGAAACGUGAGAAUGAAUACUGGAAUGUCCCAUGUGAUGCCGUACAUCAAAGACUCGAAGGACCGGGACACCGUGUCGUUGGUGUGCCGACGGUGGUACGAGCUGGACGCGCUCACGCGCGAGCACGUGACCAUCGCGCUCUGCUACACGACGACUCCCGAGAGGCUCAGGAGGCGGUUCCGGCAGCUCAAGUCGCUGAAGCUCAAGGGAAAGCCGAGGGCGGCGAUGUUUAAUCGGAUACCGGAGGAUUGGGGAGGCUAUGUGACGCCGUGGGUGGAGGAGAUUGCCGAGUCGUUUAAGAGCUUGAAGGCCUUGCAUUUCCGGAGAAUGAUUGUGAGUGAUUCCGACCUGGAGCUAUUGGCGCGGUCACGCGGCCGUGAGCUCCAAUCGCUUAAGCUCGACAAGUGCUCCGGGUUUUCGACUGACGGCCUUGUCCACAUCGCCCGCUUCUGCAGAUUGACAGAGUGCAUAGUAAUUGGGACACAAGCCUACACCACCAAAUUCAUGGAAAAUAAAGACGAUGAAUCUUGUUAUCAACAUUGUAGUAACACUGAGAAUGAGCAAAGAGGAUGUGAAGAUGAUGCAAUUGAUGGUGAGACUAAUGAGGAACCUGAAUAUGAUACUCAAGAGGCCAGUAGCGAUACUCAAGUGCCCAGUGAUGAUGAACACGGGGAUUCUAGUUUAGAAGGUUUAUGUAUCUUGGAUGGUAAGAAGCAAGCAGGAGGUGAGAAUAUCCCAGUUCUUGGUAUGAGUUUUGAAAGUGAUCAAGAUGCAUAUGACUAUUAUAAUUCAUAUGCUAGAGUUGUUGGGUUUAGUGUGCGAAGGUUGAGAAGCAACAAAUAUAAGCAUACUAAUGUGACAUGGAAAAGAGAAUUUUGUUGCUCUUGUGAAGGAUUCUAUACAAAAAAGAACACUCCAGAGAAGAAAAGAGAAGAAAGAAGAUUUGGAUGUAAGGCAAUGCUUCAGAUCAAACUAAAUGAAGAUGGGAAAUUUGUUGUCACAAAGUUUGAAGCUGAGCAUACCCAUGAUCUUGUUCCUGAAUCAAGUUCACAUGUCUUAAGGUCACAAAGAACCAUAGAACCUUCUCAAGGUGGUUUGAUGAAUCAAAUGCACUUUGCAGGGUUCAAACCAUCACAGAUCUUUUCAUACCUGACCGUCGAAGCAGGAGGACCGGAAAAUCUAAAUUUCCUUCAGACCGAUUGCAAUAACUUCAUUCAAAGAAGGCGGGCAAAGUUUUUGAAAAAAGGUGAUGCUCAAUGUUUGCUUGAUUACUUUAAGAAGAAGCAAAUGGAGGAUAAGUCAUUUUUUUAUGCAAUUCGAACAAACAUCGACAAUGAAAUAUGUGGUUGUUUUUUUUGUGAUGGAAAAUCAAGGAGUGAUUAUACUAUAUUUGGUGAUGUGGUUGUCUUUGAUACAACCUUCAAAACCAACAAGUAUGACAUGGUUUGUGCUCCAAUUGUUGGAGUUAAUCAUCAUGGUCAAACAAUUCUAUUUGGCUGUGGAUUAUUAGAUGGGGAGACCACAGAGGCAUGCAAAUGGUUCUUUGAUGUUUUCCUACAAGCUAUGGGAGGAAAAAAACCAAAGACAAUAUUUACAGAUCAAGCUGCAUCGAUUGCUAGUGCAAUUAGGGAAGUACUACCUAAUUCUCACCAUCGUCUUUGUUUGUGGCACAUAUAUCAAAAUGCUGCAAAACACUUGAGUCAAGUCUUUACGAAGUUCUCCACAUUUUCACAAGCUUUCAAAAGUUGCAUAUAUGAUCCAGAGAGUGUUGAAGAGUUUGAAUCGAGUUGGAAAGAUCUACUUGAUUAUUAUGAUUUGAAAGAAAAUGAGUGGCUAAAAGACUUGUAUAACUUGCGUGAGAAGUGGGCACAAAUUUAUGGCCGAUGCAACUUUUGUGCAGGUAUGACAACAACUCAGAGAAGUGAAAGUAUAAACAAGACUUUGAAAAAGUUCUUUUAUAAGAACCUUAUUCUUUGUGAGUGGGUGGUACACUAUGAGCGUGCUUUAGUUGAUCGAAGAGAAAAGGAGAGGCUAGCAGAAGUUGCAACUACGCAAAGAAAGCGAAAACUUCUGUCUAAUUGGAAAGUGGAGGUUGAAGCAGCAAAGAUGUACACAAAAGCAAGUUUCAAUUGUUUUCAAGAAGAGUUUCGAAAAUGUUUGGACUUGAUACUGGAAUUAGAGAGUGAUGAUGGGAGAAUAGAAACAUAUGUGGUUCAAAGACCAGGGAAUCCAAACUUGAGAAGGUCAGUCAUCUAUUCCCCCUCAAAUCAGUCAGUUAAUUGUAGUUGUAAGAGAUUUCAGUUUGAAGGGAUUCUUUGUGCACAUGCAUUAAAAUUAUUCCGUGAGUUAGGCUUGUCAACAUUACCAUCCAAGUACUACUUAAAAAGAUGGAGACGAGAUGCUAGACAAGGAGUUGAUCUUGAAUGUUAUGGGGAAGCAAAUUUUAGUGAUCGGAGCGCAUCUUCUGCACUCCAAUAUAGUCACUUGUCUCAUAUAGCACAAAGAAUUGUAGCGAAAGGUGCAAAGGAUAAACAAUCGUCCACCUUGGUGGAGUCUAAAUUGUUGGAGUUGGAGGCAGAAUUGGAUGGCAAUUUAUCCAUUGGACAAGAACAUGAAACAAAUGGUGAUAUAGAUUCAAACGAUCAAGUGAAUGAAAAUAAUGCAAAUCUGGUUUUGCGUGAUCCAAAAGUUAAGAGGGGUAGAAGGCGUGGCAAAGGUAAGAGAAAUAAUGAUUUGGGAUCUAAGAAGCAAUCAAAACUGAGAUCUUCAUCAGUGCGGCGAGAACAAGAGGAUGGUCCAGUACCCCUUAAAGAACAAAAUGUCUCUGUAUCAAGGAAAAGGAAAACUCCAUCUAAAAGAAAAGAUUCUCAGGAACCCAACUCAUAUGAACAUGAGAAGACUGGCCCUUCAAAUUCAUAUGAACAUGUUCAGGGAUCAAUUGGAUUGGUUAAUCAAAAUCAAUCAAAUAUGCCCUUCAUAAAUCCUGGAUUUCCAACAACUUUUGGUCCUCAAGGCAUUCCCUCGCAUUAUCCUUAUGGAUUUCCACCAACAACUUCCAGUGUACAAGCAAUGCCUAAUCAAUCACAUGACAUUCCCUCGCAUUAUCCUUAUGGAUUUCCACCAACAGCUUCUAUUGUUCAUGCAAUUCCAAGUCAAUCACUUGGUUACCAACCUAUUCGUCCAAUGUUUGAUUAUUCACUUAUGUAUUCACAGGCUAUCAUCCAACCAAGACCUCAAGGACCAGCUCACCAACUGAAUUUUCCAGAUCCAUCGACAUCUUAAGCACCAAUAUUGCAGCUAGCUAGAAUUGAAAAGAAAAGAAGUUUUGAAGCCAUUUUAUGAGUAGCUGGUCUGUUUUUUUAUAUUUGUAGUAUGUCUAUUACUUCUAUCAAACUAUUAAAGUGAUAGAGGAAUUUAUGUAGAAGUGAAAUGUACAUUCAACUUGGAUGUUUUCUUAAUUUCAUUUAUCAAGCUACCUAGCUAUUUCAUUUUGA
Rosa chinensis is the source of this 3873-nucleotide messenger RNA. RefSeq names its product protein FAR1-RELATED SEQUENCE 5. The transcript has 7 exons. The record is from RefSeq and is a predicted model, not a curated record. Gene Ontology annotation, biological process: regulation of DNA-templated transcription. Gene Ontology annotation, molecular function: zinc ion binding. Lineage: Eukaryota; Viridiplantae; Streptophyta; Magnoliopsida; Rosales; Rosaceae. Bases 371 to 3661 code for a protein of 1096 amino acids.